CGGGAAGCGUGCGGACAUGAGGGACGCCCCUAUGUUGCAGGCGAAUGGUCAUACUGCUUCCUAUCGAUGCACUUAUUAUUUUUGUAUUUAACAAAAAUAAACAUAUUCAAAUGUAGUAAUUUUUCCAUUGAAGAUCGAUAAAGCUUCACAUAGAUAAUAUAGAGUAAAUGGAUAAUAGAGAAAAAGCGAAAAAACUUUGAUCUAAGUUGGAUACUGGAUCGCAUACUUUCCUCAGAAAAUAAGGUCAAAAGUAAAAGUUUUGAAACGUCAAUCAUGUGCGUUAUACCUGUUGCAUGCGACACCAAUACUAAUGUUGAGGAAAAACUUAGUUCACGGGUGUGUACGGUAUAAAAUGUCUACGAACAAAAUUGUUUCUACUUUUUUGAAAUACGGAGAUACAGCCAGAUCGGUUGUGUGCGCCGAUCACAGGCUGUACUGUACAGUACACAGAAAUGUGCACACUUGCAUGGCAAAUAGAUUUCGUUUGCAGUACUGCAAUAAGGUAGAAACUAAACUUGCUGGAAAUCAAAAGCCAGAUUGGAACAAAGCUGUUUCAGAAGCGGAGAAAAUUGUUGGAUAUCCAACAUCAUUUUUAAGCUUACGGUGGCUUCUGAGCGAUGAAAUUGCAAAUGUAGCACUGCAUCUGAGAAAAUUGGUGGGGUCUAAUCAUCCUUUAUUAAAGACAGCUAAAAGUGUUAUUUUUAAUGGACGUAAUAAUAUGCAAGCAUGGGGUCUUAUUGUAUUGUUAAUUUCAAAAGCUGCUGGUCAUUUAAACGUAGAUAACAUGGAAGAAGACAAGGCUGCUGGUGUAUUACAUAGCCAGCGAGCAUUGGCUGAAGUCACUGAAAUGAUACGUACCAGUCAUCUUGUACAUAAAGGACUAAUAAAUAUAGUACCAAGCCUUCAUUUAGAAACUUCAGAAUUAAAUGAUAUGAAUGUUGGUAACAAGAUUGCACUAUUAAGUGGAGAUUAUUUAUUAGCUAAUUCUUGUGCAGAAUUAGCUAAUCUUCGGAAUCAGGAAAUUGUAGAAUUAAUGUCUAGCGCUGUAAGAGACCUGGCCGAAGCAGAAUUUAUAGGACGCAGAGAUAGUCAAAACAAUCCUUUGCCUUCUGUACCACCUGAUGAUCGUACAGAUUAUGCAGUCGAAGAAUGGACUCUGAGGAAUGUAUUAAGUGCUGGUGCUUUACUUGGUAAAUCAUGUAAAGGUACACUGAAACUGGCUGGACAUAGCAAUGAAAUACAAGAGCAGGGUUACAACUUUGGUAAACAUUUAGCAUUAGCUUGGCAAGCUUAUUUGGAUUUGAGUCCAUUCAUUACAAAAGAUCAAAGUGUAACAUUCAGUCUAUGUUCUGCUCCAGUUAUGUUUCAUAUUGAACAUGACCCAUCAAUUCUAGCUGAAAUUGAUAAAGGUUUAGAAUCUGUAAACGAUGUAGAUUAUGAAAAGGUUUACAAAAUCGUCUUGAUGGGGCCGGGUGUCGAAUUAACAAAACAAUUGCAAAAACGACAUUCACAAAGGGCAAUGGAAGUUUUAAACGUAUUUGAGAAAAGUGAUGCGAGGACAGCAUUGUAUAAUAUUAUAGCAGCCAUGGAAGAGUCUGAAUAAUGACUUAUAACAUCUAAACUUCAUAUAAUUGCCCAAAGAUCAGUUUAAGGACUCCGUCCUAUGUUAAGUUUUCAAUUCUACCGUAAGUCGUACACAGACAUGUAAAAUUUAUACAUAAAAUGUAGCAUAAAAAAUUAAGACCACAUUAUAAACAUAAUAUAUUAUAUAAAUAACAAAGUUGAUACAUUUUAUAUUAAAUGGUGUUUGAAUAAA
Molecule: messenger RNA, 1816 nt
Organism: Megalopta genalis
Lineage: Eukaryota; Metazoa; Arthropoda; Insecta; Hymenoptera; Halictidae
Gene: Pdss2
Product: Decaprenyl diphosphate synthase subunit 2
Biological process (GO): isoprenoid biosynthetic process; ubiquinone biosynthetic process
Cellular component (GO): transferase complex; mitochondrion
Molecular function (GO): prenyltransferase activity
Source: RefSeq, a predicted model, not a curated record